This is a messenger RNA of Loxodonta africana (African savanna elephant), 11473 nucleotides long. It is a transcript of the gene HEG1, whose product is annotated as heart development protein with EGF like domains 1. The transcript is spliced from 18 exons. Bases 1 to 4698 code for a protein of 1565 amino acids. Lineage: Eukaryota; Metazoa; Chordata; Mammalia; Proboscidea; Elephantidae. Gene Ontology annotation, biological process: heart development. The record is from RefSeq and is a predicted model, not a curated record. Gene Ontology annotation, molecular function: calcium ion binding.
AUGGCCUCGCCGCGCGCCUCGCGGGGGCCGCCGCUGCCGCUCCUGCUGCCGCUGCUGCUGCUGCUGCUGCUGCCGCCGCCGGCGGCCCCCGGGCCGCGGGGCCAGCCGCCCUCCCCGGCCAGCCGCGCGCCGAGCGGGGCGCCCCUCGCGGACGCGGGGCUGGCGCGGCCGCCCGAACCCGGCUCGGAGCGCGAGCUGCAGCCGCUGCCGCCCCAGCACAGCCGCGGGCCCGCGCCCCCCGCUCCCAGCCCCACGCCCUCCGGGCCGGGCGUCACGACACGGCGGGGCCCCUCCGGCCGAGGCAGGAGCGCGGCUGCCGUCCGGAACCAUUGGCCAGAAAAUAACACUGAGCCCCACUUAGAAAACAUCACCUUUUAUCAGGGUCAAGGAAACUUUUCAGCAGUGGUCUCCAAAGAGCCUGUGAUGGUUCAGACUUCCAGAAAGAGCCACACUUCUUCGAGCGCUCCAGAAGACUUUACUCUACUGACUGAAACAGCGAAUACUGGAAGACGAUCUGACUCUCCUAGUGGAACAGAUUUCAUCAUGUCCCCUGCUGGGGGCUCACCUGAGGUAGCAACAGCUCUGAAUUCCCAGAACAACACCUCAGCCUGGGAAAAGCUUCACUGGUCAUCCAGCGGUUCAGAGUCAGAAAAAAGGAUUGCUGCUUCUCAAACAGAGAGUGGAAUGCUCCAGGGCUCCCUGGCCAUGGGAAAGCGUCUCCCAGAAGAAGCGACUAUGCGCCCUCAAGUGGCUGCCACUUCUGUUUUGAGCCAGUCCUCUCUUCCUGCUUUGGAGAUGGGAGAACAGACCACGUUCUUGGGGAAGAGAAACUCCUGGGGACCAGAGCUCUCCUCCCAACAUUUCUCCAGGACUCCAGCUUACACCCCUCCCUCAGACCAUUCUUCAUCUUCUGGAAGUAUAAAGGAGCUAAAUAACUUCACUGCCUUCAGUAGUCCCUCAGCCAGUCAGACAGAGAGUAUGCAUGAUGCCACCAUGUUUACUGAUGGUGUCCCUAGGAUGCUCCAAUCUUUACCUGUCAGCCUGGGACCUGUAAAUGAGACAGAGCACUUCCCUGAGUACUCCGAAAUUGCCGCCACUUCAGCAUCAGUCCAUUCUUCACCCUCUGUAGAGGAAUCAAGAAGGAACAGUGAAGUAACUGGGAAUCUAGGGAAUGCGGAGAUCACUGAACCGUCAACAGAAAAUGGAUUUAAACUUACAUCUUCUGAGAUCUCGAUGGAAUUUUGGCAAAGUGAUUCUCCAACCUCCGGAGGACAUCACCUUGCCACCAUCUCUGAUGCAAACAAUGGAAGUUCCAUUUCUCAGACUGAGACUGUGUCUAGAUCGGUGCCAUCCAUUGAAGGUGGAGAGAGCACAGCACACUGGUCCUUGACCAACAGCAAGAUGUUUGUAAAUGGGACAGGAAGCUCGACUUCACCUCCUGAAGCUAUGAACUCUUCAGUUUUGACCCAGUUCUCUGACUCUGCUCCACAGCCCGAAGGAAGCACGUUGAGUGAUAGGAAUUACUCUGAGCCAUCCACAGAGUCUUUGUCUGUAUCUUCCUCAGAAAGCCUGGAUCCCUCAGCAUCACGUGGUGAACAUUCAACUGUUGAAGGCAGCCAUGACGUGGCAGGCAGUUCAGUCCCACAGGAAAAGACUUCCGGUUCUCACCCUCACAGCCCACACACGUCAGCUACUUUCACUAGAGGUGGAGAGCGGACGCUGCGGUCUCUUACCAACGGGAGCACAGCUCCUGAGGAAGUGGGGAGCUCUGCCUCGGUGCUCAGAGAAACAGAGAGCGCCACACAGCAUCUGGACGUGACUGAGGACACAGACUUCGUUUCAGGUUCACUGGCUGCCUCGCAUGUCCUUGGGGGUACUGUGUCUGCAGCUGAAUCUCCUUUUCCACAUUCCUUCAGCUCAUCUGUCCAUCUUCCCACAGCCCUAGAAGGACUCAGUUUUCUGUCAACACGGAAUGUACCUUUCAAGCUCUCCGGAGUCACUGGAGUUGGUUACGGUCAAUUGAAUGGCACAGAUAUGGAACAGAGGACUUCCAGCGACCUCACGGACCACACCUACGCUUCAUCUACCUUCACCAAAGGAGAACGGGCAUUACUGUCCAUUACAGACAACAUGGACACAAGGGAGAGUUCAACCUCUUAUAUCAAGAUCUCCAACUCUUCACAUGUGCAGUAUUCUUCCUCUUCUCAUGCUCGGACUGAGAGAAGUAAUGCCUCAUCCUCAUCCUAUGAUGGGGAAUAUGCUCAGCCUUCCACUGAGUCACUGGUUAUGGGUACUCCCAACCCUCCAUCCUACACGCCCACCACUAACUUGUCAAAUACUUCAAUUCUUCCGGACGUGUAUGCUGAACCUGUUGGUGACUCCUCUUCUUCUCCAUCAGGGGCCCCUUUGCCUCUGCCGUCAGUGUCACAGUCCCACCAAUUGUUCUCAUCAGCCCUACCAUCAACCAGUGCCUCUGCUCCUCUACUGAAGUCUACCUCGGAUGCGUUUUUAUCUUCCUCACCUUCACCUUUACCAGUGUCCUCGAUAGCAUCUACCCCUGCCUCAUCUACCACUGCCCCGUCUACCCCUGCCCCAUCUACCCUUGCCCCAUCUACCCUUGCCCCAUCUACCCUUGCCCCAUCUACCCUUGCCCCAUCUACCCUUGUCCCAUCUACCCCUGCCCCAUCUACUCCUGCCCCAUCUACCCCUGCCCCAUCUACCCCUGCCCCAUCUUCUGUCUCACAACCAACCUUACCACGUUCAUCUUCUACCCCUGUCCUGCCUAGGACAAGGGAGACUUCUGGGACUUCACUUGGGACAUGGACAAUGGCAUCAUCCAUAGCCAUGCUCCAUAGCAGUCAAACAGCAGAUCCUAAGAACCAGAGUGACCCAUACCAGGAGAAAGCCAUUACAGAGCCAAAGUCACCAAGCCUAGGGUCUUUGCCAAAAGUGUCCACCGAAGCUGGAACAGUGAGUUCUCCUUCGGGAGUCCCUUUGCCCCCAGCCUUAACAGAGUCCUCCACCAAGCAAACUCUUCCAGCCUCGAGCACCAGCUUAGCCCAAGUGUCUCCAGCUCUGAGAGCCACCACUCUUGAGACUUCUCAUCCCUCUGUGACCACUGUCAGUCUCCCAUCAAGCACAGUGGCUCUGAUGAGUGGUACCACAAUAGUACAGACUACAUCUGGAAAACAGGUCUUGCCAAUAAGUCCUGAGAUCCUAGUGCCACAAAUCUCAACACAGGAUGCUGUCACCACAAAAAGGACUCAAGUUCAUGUAGAUACUACCACCAGAUUGAUUCCUCUGACCAGUGCACCCACAUCAGCAAGAGAAUUGGCUACAAGGCUUAGUGUUACAGAAGAGCACAGCCCAGCUUCACAUUUCUCCAGAGCACCUCCUUCUCCUCAAACCACAGAUGUUUCUACUGUUCAAGCACUGACUCUUAAAUCUACCACCUUCCCUGCUCAGGGCAGCACACAGUCACCAACGGCAUUGUCAUCUCCAGCCUCAGUCAACAUCUGUGCCACCAACCCUUGUCUUCACGAUGGGAACUGCAUUGCUGAUGCCUCCAGCCGUGGGUAUCGGUGUGUGUGCUCACCUUCCUGGAGAGGGGAUGACUGCAGUGUGGAUGUGAAUGAAUGCCUCUUGAAUCCCUGCCCUCCCCUCGCCACAUGCAACAACACUCAGGGAUCCUUCACCUGCAAAUGCCCUGUUGGGUACCAGUUGGAAAAAGGAAUAUGCAAUUUGGUUAGAACCUUUGUGACAGAGUUUAAAUUAAAGAAAACUUUUCUCAACACUACUAUGGAAAAACAUUCAGACUUACAUGAAGUUGAAAACGAGAUCACUAAAAUGUUAAAUGUGUGUUUUUCAACGUUACCUGGCUAUACCCGAUCCACAGCUCAUGCUUCUGGGGAGUCCAGCAUGGUGGUGCUGUCACUGCAAACCACCUUUUCCCUGGCCUCCAACGUGACGCUGUUUGACCUGGCCGACAGGAUACAGAGGUGUGUCAACUCCUGCAGGUCCUCUGCCGAGGUCUGCCAGCUCCUGGGAUCUCAAAGGAGAUUCUUUAGAGCGGGCAGCUUGUGCAAGAGGAAAAGUCCCGAAUGUGACAGAGACACCUCCAUCUGCACUGAUCUGGAUGGCAUUGCUCUGUGCCAGUGCAAGUCGGGCUACUUUCAGUUCAACAAGAUGGAUCACUCUUGCCGAGCCUGCGAAGAUGGAUACAGGCUUGAAAAUGAAACCUGUAUGAGUUGCCCAUUCGGCCUUGGUGGUCUCAACUGUGGAAACCCCUAUCAGCUCAUCACGGUGGUGAUCGCAGCCGCAGGAGGUGGGCUUCUGCUUAUCCUAGGCAUUGCACUGAUUGUUACCUGUUGCAGAAAGAAUAAAAAUGACAUAAGCAAACUCAUCUUCAAAAGUGGGGAUUUCCAAAUGUCCCCAUAUGCUGAGUACCCCAAGAACCCUCGCUCGCAAGAAUGGGGCCGAGAAGCUAUUGAAAUGCAUGAGAAUGGAAGUACCAAAAACCUCCUCCAGAUGACAGAUGUGUAUUACUCGCCCGCGGGUGUAAGGAAUCCUGAACUUGAACGAAAUGGCCUGUACCCGGCCUACACUGGAUUGCCGGGAUCGCGGCAUUCUUGCAUUUUCCCUGGACAGUAUAACCCAUCGUUCAUCAGUGAUGAGAGCAGGAGAAGAGACUACUUUUAACUACAGAAUAGAGAGGGAGGGCCCGCUGCUCUGAGCGAGUUACCCAGACUUCACGGGACUGCACCAGAACAGAGCGCCACCGCUGGCUGCUCCCGGGACUUGUUGGAGCCACACUGGAGUGGCAAGCAGAAAGUGGGACAGGCGUGAGGGGAGUGACCACAGUGGAAGGGGACAGAUGGGGCCUGUGGAUGUGGUACCACAGGCUGCCCAUUUGGCACCUUUAUCGCUGCUGUGAAUGUGAACAUGGGCCAGUACAGAGAGAGUUUCUAAGAAUAACUGCGACAUGGCCACUAGCUCUAAGGCAGAUCAACUAAGGUAAAUCGCGUUAGGCAUCAUGGCAAGGACCCAGUUUUUCCUUAGUUUGCACUUUAGUGAAUUGGAUGAGGAAGUCUCUUUUUGGAUUUAUUUCAAGACUAAUUCCAAAAGACCUCUUUUCCUCAGACACUUCCAUAAGCCUCAAUUUGGUGAUUCAUUUGAAGCAAAAUACUGGCUGUAGUUAUUUUCCUGCCUGGUGCCUACGUGCUAAACGACAGAUGAUGCUAAACAUACCACUAAGGUUUGAAGAUGCUGCAGUUUAACGCACAGUAUUUUAAUAUGUUUUUAGGUCUGAUUUUGCUACAGUUUCCAAGCCAACUCCCAAAAUGAGGACUUGAAAUGAGUGAGGCACGGCACACAUCUCCAACUUGUUUUUAUCAAGGUGGCACAUUUACUUAAAAUUAUCUUGUCCCUUUGCAGUGAAGUCUCCCUUCUUCAAACAAGUCUGGGUCAGGGCAAAAUAAUGUCUAUUUAGUUCAGUUAGAGGCAUCCAGCUGCCCCGUGGUAAGCCCAGCAGGCAGAAUCGGGGGGCUGGCCCUAGUAUGGCCCUGGCGGAUGAUCUAGCAAGUUGCGAGGUGGGGGCACUUUUUAUCAGUGAGGCCAUUGUGAGAUGUAUGGGACUCUGACCGCCAUUUUGGAGGCCAGAGGCUGCUAUGGAUGGGUUAGAAUGGAGUGCUGAAUAGAGGUGUUGUCUGAGCUGGUAUUUUCACCACCAAAGGAAAAGCAACGUGAUGUGAUUCUGCAGCUGAAGGUGGUUAGAGGGAUGGACAACACAAGCAUGUCAGAGUUCCCAAAACACCAGUGCUUCAGGAAGCUGUGUGAAUUUCUGCGGAAGAAUAGGGAGCCUGGAUGGAGCACCACUUGGUUUGCUUACCUGCUAGUAUUACCUCUUUGAUUGUACCCAUAAUCCUAUCCACAGACCCAGUGUAAACUUUCAGCUGCUCAAAGCUAUUUGUUCGUUGAAGAAAUCACCAUCUUCUCUCAUCCAGUAAUUUCUGCAUCUUUACACUACUGUGCCGUUCCCCAGAACCAUGGUUAUAAGUCAAGUCAGCAUCAGAGAACUAAAGACUUCUGGUCAGUUAGGGAGUUGGGAGUUCGCCUUUGGGAAGGAAAUUCUACACAUCUAAUUUCUUGUACCUGUGACAUGGGUCCUACAAGGGGGCAUAUCCAGUGCCCAGUGUCUUUACUGCCUCUUGUGGAGCUGUGCUUAUUCUCAUCAUCUGCUUUUGAAACAUCCUGGUUUAGGAUGACAUGAACACAGAAGCAAAGGACACAUACUCUUUUGGAAAUGGUUCAACCAUUGGGAACAAUUCCACACUGGGCAUGGUUUUUUCUUCAAGGUUCUCUAAUCUCCUCAGAGCUGUGUAGUCCUCAUUCUGAUGUCAUCUUCGUUCUCCUGGUUUUAAGCACAUACUGCUGUGUGCCACGGGCCUCCAUUGCUCACCAUCAUCACUCUGCUGAGGUAGGAGUGUGCUUCAGGUGUGAUGCAUCUUAGCACAGAAAUCCACUCAUCUCAUGGGACAGACACAAAAAAUUCUGUUUUUAUCAAUGGAUGCCAGGCUCAAAUUUGAGAGCAUCAUAUUGCCCUUUUGAAAUCUUGGGUCUUAUAUCCACCUGGAGAGCUCAGAGCUCCUGUACUCAGCUCACCUGAGCUCACAGACUUGGCACCUUUGUGAGGGGAGCCCAGCUUUCUGGCUCUUUCCAUAGCCUCCUUGCUCACCCCAGGACCCUUGGCUAUGGGAAGAGCCCAGGUGUGGGAUUCAUUCCCAGGCAUACACUUCUGCCUUCAGCUGACAUCACAGCUGACAGAUCACCUGUAUCAGGGUCGUUCGCUAUCAGCUCCACAGUGAACUGUUCUAUCCCACAAGAAUUCUUGAGAAGAAUCCCAGUCCAGAAAAGAGUGUCCCAUGAGUUCCAAAAAUGCUUUCCUGUUAAUUGUCUAUAUGGGGUGGAUUAAGAGUGUAUUUUUUUUUAACUGUGAAAAAAUGAGACACCCUGCCAGGUUGAGUGAACAUCGUACCUACAAUUUCUAGGGGGCAGUGGGGAUGGGGAAAGCGCAACUCAAGAACCAUGAGGUUCUAAGAAGUGCAUGGCUGUUCCCCAGUGCUAGCUGCCCACCUGGUGAGGCAGGGAGAGGCUGGCUUCACCCCUGCUUGUGGGUAAUCAUUCCAGGAGGGUUCUGCCUGGGCUGAGGGGAAAUGGCUGGUUGCCAGGAGCAACCCCUGGACGGACAGCCGGGCUGGGCAUGCACCUGGCAAACAGGAACUCUCCGCUCUGACCCAGGUGCUCCAGCGUCUGUCCCCUCCUGUAAAGUGUGAGUCAUGCAUUUGGAGCACCGUGGGGUCCCACAGCUGGCGGAAGGUGAGAGGAAGAGAAGUGUGACACUUGAGUUGCUUAAGCUUCUGUAGGGAAGAGCCCAGCCAGAUGGCACCUGUGCGGCUUGAAGUGUUCAGAGCUCACUCUCAGGUGGGGGAGGUGCUCCCCGCUGGCCUCCCAGCACCUGGGGGUUUUGUGUAAGACCCACCACCACCCGCUGCUGUUGCGUCCGACUCAUGACAACCCUGUGUGUGUCAGAGUAGAGCUGACCUCCAUAGGGUGGAUCACCAGGCCUUCCUUCCGAGGCAUCUCUGGGUGGACUCGAACCUCCAACCUUUCAGUUAGUAGCUGAACACAUUAACUGCCUGGGACACCCAGGGCCAUGCAAGUUCUCUUAGUUCCCCGAUCUUUUCCUCUUUUCCCCAUGAGCCAGCCCAGGGCACUAAAGUCUGUUUAUUGAGGGGAUGCAGCUGACAUCUCUUGUGUCCUCCCGUGACAAGGCUCCAUGCAAGGUACUUGGCCUCAGACACCCCUGAGAGGUAGGCAUGAGAGAGCCCAUUCCUCAGACAGAAACCUGCAGAGAGGCAAACUAAGUUGCCUUGUAAAGCUGGGAUUCAAACCCCAGUCUGCCUGGCUCUUCUUUGCACUUUCCACUAUCCCUCUCAGCCUCACCAUCCAAAGGGGACAAGAGAGAAGAAUGGGCUUAAAAAAUAAGUUCUUAUUUGUCUUAAAGAGCCUAAGUAUUAUCAAGCAGUAGCUGACCUACUGGCAUAAAGUGCAAGAAAAAUGUUGAAUCCCCUUUUGGAAAGUCCUUCCCGGUUUGUUUUUGCAUAUGUGUUUUUGAAGGUGGCAGUCAUCACGAAGAAAAUCGUGGCUGGCCUCACUUAGCAAGGAGCGCGUUGGUAUGUGGCUUUGGGUGUGAAGGUGUAAAGUGAUGGCCUAGAUUUUUUAGAGACAUGGCCAGACUUGGUGUCCCACUGAGGGCUGCCUGCGUCAGAGGAGACCCCGAGAAGACUCGAGACAUGUUCCCGUAGUAAGGCCCCGGCUCCCAGCACAUUGGGAGCGCAUUUUUGUGAACCAUUACCAGAGUUGGAAACAUAGUUUGUUGAAUGUCUUAAAUGCUUGCAAGCCUUCCUCCUUUGAGAGGAAGUUUAUUUUCAGGAGCAGCUAAGUCAUUUAGAGCCAAAAUUGCUGAAUGGGUGGUGUAAUUGAGCUGGCUGAUAGCAUUUGAGGUUGGAAAACAAGACGUGACUAUUAAGUUCUUGAAGACAUGACUCUUGAAGUUGGCUUUGAGGGCCCUUCCCCAGAGGGAAGGGCAGCAUCCUUGGAAUAUGAGGCUGGAUGGCUGCCCAGGAAAAGGCCUCUGUGGGAUGAUACUGACUCAGGUGUAAACGGUCCCCAAGCAGGCAUGUUAGAGGCCCUUGCACUUGGCUUUGUGGUGCCCCCGUUCAGCCAUUUUACCCACCUGCAGGUGCCCGGGUGCCCUGUAAUGCUGCUCAGCUUUGCCUGAAGAAGCUGGGGCUGCACAGCCCAGUUGCCCUUGGCUUAGUUCAGCCUAACACAUUCAAAACGAGGGUUUUGACCUCCAAGCUCUUAAGUACCUACCCUGAUUGUUAGACCGGAGCACUUCUUUAGAGAGAGGAGGAGAGCAAAGUUUCGUAUCUCAGUAUUUUGUCUCUUAUGUAAAAAUGCACUCAGUAUCAGAGAGGUUUUUCUGUCUGAAAGCUUCUGGGGGGAUUAGAAAGGACAUUUCAUUUGCUUCUUGACAAAGUGGCAUUCUGAGGUUCUCAUGCCUUUUUGGAAACAGAGGCAGGACUUUGUAGGCUUGGCCUUUUUUAAUCCCCCGAAAAGAAAACUGGCUAAAAUUCUAGGACCAUUAAAGUAUUACAUGUCAAUUAAUUUGUUUUAUAAAGUAUCUUUUCAAUAGUGUUGUUAUUGUUGUGUGCCAUUGAGUCUAUUUCCGACUCAUAGCGACCCCGUGUGACAGAGUAGAACUGCCCCAUAGGGUUUUCUAGGCUGUAACCUUUACGGGAGCAGAUGACCAGGUCUUUUCUCCCAUGGAGCUUCUGGGUGGCUUCGAACCACCAACCUUUCAGUUAGCAACUGAGUGCUUAACCAUGGUGCCACCAGGGUUCCCUUCAAUACUGUUAUAAACCAUCAUAUCUGGUGUUAGCUCUUCACAGACAAGUCUGUGAAACCAAAGGGGCAAUUUAGAUCUAAAAAGAGAUGGCAUUUUUCAGAAGACGUUUUAGAGAAUUUUCACAUGAGGUCCUGGUUGUAUUUUAUUCUUUAGAUGCAUCUAAUUCAUGUCAGGUGCAGGGUUAUUGGGUAGCAAGGAUGGGGCAAGACAGGGAGGGAACCCACCAGUCUCCCUGGCAAACUAACCCAGCUCACUUAUCUUUCUGUCCUACCUUGUUGGCCUGUUCUAAAAGGAAAGGGGACAUUUCAUCCUGGAUUGCUGUGAGUUUUGUUAAUGUUUGUGUCGCUGGAUUUACAGUUAAAUGAAGCAUAUAGCUGGACUAUGAACUUUUUCAGUUUUCCCAUUGUCCCGGAUUCCUCUUUGUAAACCUUUAAACCUUAGCCCCUGAUCGACUGUGUUAAGUCCACUAUGAGAAUGUUAUUUAAAGUUGUGUUAUAAUUGCAACCUCCACUAAUUAUUCAGUACUGUAGCAGCAAAGUAUUAUUUGUAAGAAUUUGGUUAUUUUUAUACUUAUAUCCACUAUAAGUCUGGCGUUCUAGUCAGUCAAAUGAUGCAAUAAAAUUAAUAUCAUUUUCAUUGUGUGUUUUGUCUCUUAAUAACAAGCAAACCAGACCAGAGUGCAACAAGUUAUUUUUCAUGAGGCAUCGCCUCAACAGCAGGUCUGUACAGUGAAUUCCUGCAUGCCGAAUGUAGGAAACCAACCAACCAACCAACCAGGUGCUGUCAAGUCACUUCUGACUCAUGGCUACCGCAUGUGUGUCUGAGUAGAACUGUGUUCCGUGGGGUUUUCAAGGGUGUGACCUUUCAGAAGCAGACCCCCAGGCCUUUCUUCCAAGGUGCCUCUAGGUGGAUUCAAACCACCAACAUUUCAGUUAGUAGUUGAAUACUUAGCUAAUUAUGCUACCCAGGGACUCCUUCAAAUAACUGAGUCACUUCUGUGUCCUCAGUGCCAAGUGCAAUGAGGAAAUACACUUUUUUUUAUUAUGCUUUAAGUGAAAGUUUACAGUUAAGUUACUCACUCGUACAAAAAUCCUAAUACACACAUUGUUGCUCACCCUGUAAUGUGACAGCACACUCCUCCUUUCCACCUUGGAUUUCUCAUGUCCAUUCAACUAUCUCCUGUCCUUUUCUGCCUUUUUAUCUCGCCUCCAGACAGAAGCUGCCCAUUUAGUCUCAUGUAUCUACUUCAGCUAAGAAACACACGCCUCACCAGCAUUAUUUUAUGUCUUAUAGUCCAGUCUAACCUUUGUCUGAAGAGUUGGCUUUGGGAAUGGUUUUAGUUUUGGGCUAACAGAGAGUCUGGGGGCCAUGUCUUCUGGGGUACCUCCAGUCUUAAUCAGACCAUUAAGUCUGGUCGUUUUACUGGAAUUUCAGUUCUGCAUCCCACUUUUCUCCUGCUCCAUCAGGGACUCUGUUGUGUUCCCUGUCAGAGCAGUCAUUGGUGGUGGCUGGGCACCAUCUAGUUCUUCUGGUCUCAGGCUGAUGGAGUCUCUGGUUUAUGGGGCCCUUUCUGUCUCCUGGGCUAAUAUUUUCCUUAACUCUUUGGCAUUCUUCAUUCUCCUUUGCUCCAGGUGGGUUUGGACCAAUUGAUGCAUCUUAGAUGGCUGCUUGCAAGCUUUUAAGAACCCCAGAUGCCACUCACCAAAGUGGGAUGCAGAACAUUUUCUUAAUAACCUUUGUUGUUCCAGUUGAUCUAGAUGUCCCCUGAGCCCAUGGUCCCCAGACCCCCACCCCUGCUACUCUGUCCCUCUAAGUGUUUGGUUGUAUUCAGGAAACUUCUUAGCUUUUGGUUUAGUCCAGUUGUGCUGACUUUCCCUGUAUUGUGCGUUGUCCUUCUCUUCACUUAAGAUAAUCCUUGACUAUUAUCUAGUUAGUGAAUACCCCCUCCCUCCCUCCCCAUCCGUGUAACCAUCAAAGAAUGUUUUCUUCUGUGUUUAAACCUUU